UCACUCUAAAGCUCUAUAACAGACUGACCUCCACCAUCAGACUCACUGCUGCAUGCAGUACUUCUCAUCAGCACAGCACGCAGCCAUCAGGGACCAGAGUCUUCAGCCUAAGCGUGAAUCACUUACAAGAGAAAUGAAGACAGCUCUGCAACACACUGACAGACCAUCGGAUGUUGGAAAGAUCAUGGAGUCCCUACAGGACAACAACACCCAACUAAAUAUCGCCAUCACAGGAGAAUCUGGUUCUGGUAAAUCCACCUUUGUUAAUGCCGUCAGAGAGCUGAGCGAUGGUGACGAGGGAGCUGCUCCUACUGGUGUUACAGAAACAACCUCAGAGGUCAAACCGUACCCCCAUCCAAACUAUCCCAAUGUUACUUUUUGGGAUCUUCCUGGAAUCGGCACCACCAGUUUCCCUAAGAAGUACCUGAAGCUUGUUGGAUUUAAGAAGUUUGAAUUCUUCAUCAUCAUCUCAGACACUCGCUUCAGAGAAAAUGACGUGAAACUCGCUCAGGAGAUUCAUAAGAUGAAGAAAAAGUUUUUACUUUGUUUGCUCAAAGAUUGA
Oreochromis niloticus (Nile tilapia) is the source of this 562-nucleotide messenger RNA. RefSeq names its product interferon-inducible GTPase 1-like. NCBI's taxonomy places the organism in Eukaryota, Metazoa, Chordata, Actinopteri, Cichliformes, Cichlidae. The record is from RefSeq and is a predicted model, not a curated record. Gene Ontology annotation, molecular function: GTP binding; GTPase activity. Gene Ontology annotation, cellular component: membrane.